ACUGGAGCUUCGGUGCUGACUUUUUCAACUUUUAAUAUCUGUACUUUUGGGACUCAUAGUUAACACUGACCCAGCAUGAAAUGUCAUGCAGCAGCCUCCAUGAUAACCUGAGGGUCAGCAGCUGCAGCUCCUUGCUGUCGGCAGAACAGAGAGCAGGUCUGACGUUUAUUACAUCGGAGUGGACAAACAGCUCACCUCUGCCAGGGAAACCGGCUCCCCAGCUGCAUUUGAUGAACUGUUUAAAUUCCACUUUGUGUUCAGCCUGUCCUAUGAAGAGUCCCUGGCCCUGAUUUACACCUCUGUGCAGCCGACCGUUUAUAACGCCGGCGCCGAAACAACAACUGAGACCCCCCCUGUGAACUGCAGGCGAAACAAAAAAUGAUUCUCAACUCGAGGUACCACGAUGGGAAGCAAUGAACAUCAUCAACCAGGAUGGGUGGAGGAGGAUCAUGGAGGAUGUUCACAUCGGAUGCCAGAAAUCAUCAUUUGAAACAAGGCCGCUGUAACUCGGGGGGCUUUAGGACCCGGCAGAGGUACCAUAGUGAACAUCUGUCGCCUCCGUCUCCUCACUAUGAAUUGCGCCUGGGCUCCGGUCUGAAGACAGUCAGGCGGCGGCAGGAGGACCGGAGAGGAUCCGGGAUGCGAGCAGAUGCCGCUGGACGAUGAGAGAAAGUAGAGCCAGACGCACUGAGCUGCAGGGAUAAGACGGAGCUCCGCAAAAUGAAGACACCUAUGCGCCAUGGGAUAGCUGUGCUCCUCGUGCUUCUCAUGUGCGCCAGCUUGUUCCUCGUGUACAACGGAAGCUUCAACGGCACUUCUUCCAGGGACGCUAACGACACACACACACAAACACACACCCGGCAGCAUGAGCAGCGGCCCACUGAAGCCUCCGUCAGGGCGCCCAAGCCUCACCCCCCCAUCCUACAGGGAUACAGCGGCAUCAUCGACCAUAAGCCUCCCAGGAUGCACUGCCAGACCUGCGCCCUGGUGACGAGCUCAGGUCAUCUCCUCGGAGGCGGACGGGGGGAAGAGAUCGACCAAGCCGAGUGCGUCAUCCGGAUGAACGACGCCCCCACCGCCCGGGGUUACGCUCCAGACGUGGGUCGCCGCACAUCCCUGCGCGUCAUCGCUCACUCCAGCAUGCAGCGUGUCCUGCGGAGCCGCCACGAGCUGCUCAACGCCAGCCAGGACACCGUGUUCAUCUUCUGGGGCCCCAGCAGCUACAUGAGGCGCGACGGGAAGGGCCUGGUGUACAACAACCUGAGACUGAUGAACCAGGUGCUGCCCAAACUCAAAGUCUACAUCAUCUCCUGGCAGAAGAUGCUUCAGUUCGACGAGCUCUUCAAGAAGGAGACCGGCAAGGACAGAAGAGUUUCUAACUCCUGGCUGAGCACCGGCUGGUUCACGAUGACCAUAGCCCUGGAACUGUGCGAUAGGAUCAACGUGUACGGCAUGGUCGCCCCCGACUUCUGCAGGGAGCCGCAGCACCACUCCGUCCCGUACCACUACUACGAGCCCCGGGGUCCAGACGAGUGCGCCAUGUACAUCUCCCAUGAGCGCGGGCGGCGGGGCAGCCACCACCGCUUCAUCACAGAGAAGCGGGUCUUUGCUAAGUGGGCUCGGACUUUUGACAUCCACUUCUACCAGCCGGACUGGACACCCCCGCCUCUCCCAGCCAACCGGACUCUAGAAGCCACAGCCACCGCGGCGCCCCUGGUACCCCAAAAGACGUGACCUGUGUUGGGGUGGAGAAAAUCCCUGAGAGAUUCAUCUGGGAAAAGACUAAAGAUGGGGAUGAUUGCAUUUAGGCCUGCUGGACGCUUAACAGAGAGGAUAAAACAUGAAGAAGGCAAGAUAUAGUUACCACAGAAGAAGAGUCCUGCUGGAUAUUUGGUGCCAACAUUUCUCCGGAUGCAGCAGCGUGUUCGGUUCACUGAGUUCAAAGUUGUACAUCCAUUGUACAACCUUGCAAAGCGAGUUUUUACAAGGAGACAACCUCAUUACACACUCUCAAUGUAUGCAUGCAGUGUCUUACUGUGGAUCCUCCUCAUCUCUGAGUGUGUGUGUGUGUGUGUGUGUGUGUGUGUGUGUGUGUGUGUAUGUGUAUGCGCUGUAUGUUUACCUGAGGGACCGCAGCCGAACUAACUUGAGUUUGGGCUCUCCACAAAGCCUCUGCUGGAUGAAGGAUCUUUGCAGGAUUCGAGGCUCACAGUUCUCUGAAAGAAAAAUACCAUUACAGUUCACCUAAUCUGACAUGUAGAGCUCGAGACAGUGCCGGAUGAAUACCUAUAAUGGUUUAGUUAAAUCCAACUGUGUAAUCAUCAGCAUUAUUCUCUCGCUGAAGAGGUCGCGUCAGAUACGAUUCUUUAGACGCCUGGGCAGUGCAACAAAGCUGGUAUAAAUCACUUCCCUGACUUUCAUUUGUACUACCAUUCAGCUGUGCAUUGUAAACUCACAAGUGUCAAACAAGUCAAACUUUGCACUGCAUUCCGACCCGGCUGAGUGACAUGCGUGUGCUAUUAACUGGAAGGUUUUAUCUCAUGUGUGGGCGCCUCCUGGGCCCCGUACGUAGCCUAUGUAUCAAAAGGCCUUGUCGGCUGCUGUCACCACCUAAUAGUGCAAUUUAUAUCGCUACAAGCCGGAUUUCCAUGUAAAUGCACAGCCAUGUCGCACAAGACAAGUGGGAGAUUAAAAUCAAGAGCAGGGAUGCAGCGGCGCCAUCCAUCCUACUCCACAGCGCUCAUCUGCGGCCUGAAUCUCCGCGCAGGAAAAUGACAGUUUUUUGUUAAACUGAUGAGUAUGUGAUGAGUCGGUCUUCUCCUCUCCUGCUCUCCAUUGUGUUUUAUGUGCCCUUCCUCUCAUUUGAUGGAGUGUAUGCGGCUUGUAGACUAGCCCUUCCUCUGUAUCCUCUAUUUCCUCCUCCAUGAAUAAGAAUCAGGUGUCUGCAGAAAGCGAUGAGACGUGUGGUUAUCUUGAUGAUUCUGGUCCCAAGUCCUUAUCGAUUUUCCCCUCAUCUCUGUAAUGUAAGUAAUGAGAGGAGGAAUGCUGUGGGUCAGAUACAGAGGGGCUCACACGAGGAUGAGUUUCCCAUCGUGGACGUGGCGAUUACUGUUCGUACAUCACAGAGAGCUGCAGGAGUGAUGCUACAGUACUGAGAGUCCUGCUGCUGCGUCUGUGCCGUAGGAGAGACAAAGAUAUGUGUUUGUUUACUCGUCUGCAACUGGCUGUGCACGGCGGUGUGUAUCAGCAGAGUGAUACGCACUGUCAAGCUUUGUCUUUUUGGGCUGCAAGCUAUUUCCAUUUUAGAUUAAUUGUUUGAGCUCUGAAAUGUCAGAAAUGAGUCACAAGUUUCUGGAGUCCAAGGUGACAUUUUCAGAUUGCUGGUUUUGUUUAAACAGGUGAAAAUCCAAAGAUAUUAAACUGGUAUUUAACUGUAAAACAGAGAAAAGCUGAAAAUCCUCUCAAAACACAAGGUGACACCAGUGAACAUUUCAAAGGUUUGCUUUAUGGAUAACUUCAAAGGUUUGGCAUAUGGGAAAUAUGAUUACUCCCUUCGUGCAGAGAUUCACGUUGACUUAUCUCUCAUAUCUGUACAGUGAAAAUGUAGCUGAACCAGCUGAUGCUUACAGUAGCUUAGCAUAAAGUCAAAAUUCAACGAUUAGACAAUUUGUUGUUUUACCGUGGGUAACGUGCCCGACUAUUGUUACUCCCAGCCAAGAAAAACAGCACACACUAAACUGUUUUUUGCUGCUUUUGUAAGGAUAGAUGAAAACAUAGCACAAAUCAUGUAAUACCUAGUGAUCUUUGGAUAGUGGUGGAAUAUAAUAAGUAUAGUACAAGUAGAUCAAGAGUAUUCCUUUAUUGACUACUGCUGAUAUUCCUCUACAUUUCAGAGGGAAAAGUCAUUUUUAAUAGCUAAUUUGGCUCUAGAUUGAUGAACGUGAUCCCUGAAAUGCUGUAUUUGUACAUAAUAAAAACAGAAUAAUAUCAAAUCCUUACACAUUGAAAGGAGACAUAAUGCAGAUCUCUGUCUUUUACUUAUAUUUUAGGUACAUUUAGCUGAUAACUGUGUACAUUAACAUAAGUAAUGGCCUUUUACUUGUGACUGAGUAUUUCUGGAUGGUAUCUUUACCUUUAAUUAAAAAGGACUUCAUCCAACACUGUCUUUGGAUAGGCCGUGGAUAACUGUGGUUCCCUGUUUGCUGUUUGGAUGCUAUGCUAACUAAGCUAAGCUAACCGGCUGCUGACUCAGCUACAUAUGAACUGUACAGACAGGACAGUGGUGUCAGUCUGUACUCUCAGAAGAAGGCACACUUCUCAAAAUGUCAGCCAUGCCUUUAAAAGGGUUGACAAACUGUUUCAAAUGUAUUUCCUUCUGAAGGACUAAUUGAGUAUUAAUUCAGCACUGAUGUUGUUAAUCUGAUUCUUUUGCACAUGAUGGAAAUGUGUCAUUCCACUCAAUAAAACAGGUUUACCAACA
Eleginops maclovinus (Patagonian blennie) is the source of this 4480-nucleotide messenger RNA. It is a transcript of the gene st6galnac5a, whose product is annotated as ST6 (alpha-N-acetyl-neuraminyl-2,3-beta-galactosyl-1,3)-N-acetylgalactosaminide alpha-2,6-sialyltransferase 5a. The coding region runs from base 721 to 1734 and encodes 337 amino acids. NCBI's taxonomy places the organism in Eukaryota, Metazoa, Chordata, Actinopteri, Perciformes, Eleginopidae. The record is from RefSeq and is a predicted model, not a curated record. Gene Ontology annotation, molecular function: alpha-N-acetylgalactosaminide alpha-2,6-sialyltransferase activity. Gene Ontology annotation, biological process: oligosaccharide metabolic process; ganglioside biosynthetic process. The transcript has 9 exons.